ACUAACUGUUUUUUCUGUUUGUCAGUAUCUUGUUUAUAUUUGAUCGAGUCCACAGCAAAGCAAAAUGCAAAAGAUGGAGGUAAUUCAAGCUGUGAUUUAGUGUUGCAUUUGCUUGGCUGUGGUGGAGACUGAGAGAGAAGCUGAAGUGAUCUCUAGCCUGUAUUAGUUGGCAAUAGUAGACAGGCUGUGGUAGGAAAGGGAAGGCUUAAUUAAGCUUAAUGCCUAUUGACUCCACAAGGGUUAGUAAGGCGGACAUGUCAGUUUGUGGCCAUUCCUUAGCUGGGGUUGAAGAGAAAGCACCACCAAUCUCAUCAAGUGACUGCCGGGGAGGUUAAAUAUUUGACCAUUUCAAGUCCACAUAAUUUGAUAUCUUUUCAUUCAUUAUCAAUUCACUCAACUCUUUCUUACAGCGCACGAGUUACCACUAUACCAUUCACCACUUCAUCUGUGUACCAAGAAAAUAUAGAAGUAAACCAACCAAACUUGAGUCACCAUUGGUUCACUUCCACAAACCGAUUCUGAACUGCUUCAAGUCCCCGAAGCAGCAGUGUUGUCCUGGCGUGCGUUGCGGUGUGGUGUGCCUGAGUGUUGUGCGUUAUUUUGACCUGUGCUCCUUGUGCUGCGUUACAGUCCUUAAUUCCCAGCGUGGCAUUAGCAGGCAGUCACUCAUGGAGCCUUUUGAGCACCAAGACACCAUCAAGGAAGGAACAGAGAGGAGGAGCGGCACACACACACACACACACACACACACACACACACACACACACACACACACACACACACACACACACAAAGUUUAUACAUCCUUUCCUUAACUCACUCGUAUCACUUAACCACCACCACCACCACCACCACCACCACCACCACCAUGCUGUCCCUCCUGGCUACCAAAUGCAUCGUGCUCGUGCUGAUGACAGUGCUAACCCUCAGUGCCUGCUUCCUGCCUGUCCUCGUGCGCAGAGUGGCGGCAAAAGCACUCAGGCAAAAUGGAAUGAAGAUGUUCAUGAGCGGAUGCCUGUGUUUUGGUGGCGGCGUGCUGCUGGCCACCGUGUUCCUGCACCUGCUGCCCGAGACCAGGGACUCCUUCCACAAGGCCGCCACCGAGGGCUUCAUCCCCGACAUGGCCUACCCCAUGACGGAGCUGGUGGUGUGUCUGGGCUUCUUCUUCGUAUACGUGGUGGAGGAGGUGGUGCACUCCUGCCUGGGGCGCGGCGCGGGUGACGGGGGGCACAGCCACGGCCACGGCCACAGCCACCUGGGUCCCCUGCAAGCUGACUCCGCCCCGUCCCCAGCAAGGCCCCGCGUGAAGGAGACGGCUAUUGAUGGGGACGACGCCACUCUGGAGAAGUUCCUGCCGGAGGAGGAGGAAGGAGCGGCAGUGGCUGUGACGGCGGCAGCGGCGGAGGGGAAGGUGGCGACGCUGCGCGCUGUGAUGGUGGUCGUGGCUCUGUCACUGCACAGCAUCAUGGAGGGGCUGGCGCUGGGCCUGGUGCACUCUAACAAGGAGGUGUGGAUGCUGUUCGGCGCGCUGUCGGCACACAAGCUUAUCAUCGCCUUCUGCAUGGCCAUGGAGCUCCUCAGCACUGACGUGUCCCGCGUCGCUUUCUUCGUGUCUCUCACCAUCUUCUCCGUGGCCUCGCCGCUGGGGGGCCUUGCCGGCACGCUGCUGGUGUCCCUCACCACGCAGACCACGGCGGCGGGGCUGCUGGUGCCCACGGUGCUGCACGGCCUGUCUGCCGGCACGCUGCUCUACGUCACCUUCUGCGAGAUCCUGGAGCGGGAGCGCGGCGAUCCCAACAACCCCACCGUCAAGAUGCUGGGCCUGGUGGGCGGCUUCCUACUCAUGGCGGGCCUGCAGGUGCUGGACAUCAUGUACGCCCCGCAGGAAGAUGCCGGUUUGCCCAGCGACCCAUGCUCCGUGUUGGCCUCGCCCCUCCCUGCGUACAGCCCUGAGCCGGUGCCCUAUCACCCCGGCCAGAACUACUAGUGGUGACCUCCACGCCGCCCGCUUAUCAUCGCGCCACGCCGUGCCCUGCCCCCUCACGUGCCCGCUGUGUGACGCCCGACACUGAUAGUGGUGUGUGUGUGUGUGUGUGUGUGUGUGUGUGUGUGUGUGUGUGUGUGUUGUCAAAUCAUGACGUCCCCACAUACGACAAGGAAUGUUCUACCAAGACUUCAUACACUGAAUAAUAAACUAUUAUUAUUAUUA
This is a messenger RNA of Portunus trituberculatus (swimming crab), 2209 nucleotides long. RefSeq names its product zinc transporter ZIP1-like. Gene Ontology annotation, biological process: zinc ion transmembrane transport. Lineage: Eukaryota; Metazoa; Arthropoda; Malacostraca; Decapoda; Portunidae. Gene Ontology annotation, cellular component: plasma membrane. The record is from RefSeq and is a predicted model, not a curated record. The transcript is spliced from 3 exons. Gene Ontology annotation, molecular function: zinc ion transmembrane transporter activity. Bases 869 to 1987 code for a protein of 372 amino acids.